This is a messenger RNA of Camellia sinensis, 351 nucleotides long. NCBI's taxonomy places the organism in Eukaryota, Viridiplantae, Streptophyta, Magnoliopsida, Ericales, Theaceae. The record is from RefSeq and is a predicted model, not a curated record.
AUGGGUAAUUUCCCAUUCAUGAUGUCUGGGAUGCCAAGGCCUAUCCGGGCUCGUGCUGCUGAAAUGGAGAUGUUUGAUGACCACAAAAGAAAGCCUGGGAGAAAGAUAAAAUUUCGUUGCUUGGACCCACAAGACCCUGAUUUUAAAGUGGCGAAGGAACUUAAGCUUCUGACCAAGAAACAUGCAGCAGAAUCUUCAUUUGUGCUCAAGUAUUUUUUGUCUCAAGUUCAACUAGCACAAGAAGAGAAGCUUGCAAACCAACAGGCGGAGACUCUGAAGGCGAAUUAUGAGAAGUAUGAGCUGAUAGAGGGUGUUCUAAAUGAUGGAAGUGCAAAUCGCAUUAUAACAUGA